AUGGCGUCUUCCUCCGCCAGCACGCCGUCGUUGGCUGUGCCCGAGAAGCGCGUUUUGUCGAUACAGUCCCACGUCGUGGCAGGCUAUGUUGGUGAGUUCAUGCUCCAUGGUCGCCGCUUCGUUCCGCGCCCUUCGCAGCCGGCGGUCGGCUCGGCGCUAACCCCUUUUUUUUUGCCUCGUGUGCGCGCCCUAUUUUUGCUCAGGCAACAAAUCGGCUAGCUUUCCCCUGCAACUCUUGGGCUGGGAGGUAGAUGCGGCCAACACGGUCGAAUUCUCUAACCACACGGUAAGUUUCGGUUGCCAUCGCCGUGCAGAGCGCCACGUCGCCCUCGACUUUUCCUCGCCUGGCGCUCCUGUGCUCCCGCCAUUGUACCAUUGCCCAGCCAACUAACGCUCUUCUCCUUCUCCUCUUUUCUCUUGCUUGCCCACGUUUGCAUAUACUGCACGGUCGCCUCUCCGCGCUUCCUCAUGAACGCCUCGGGCGUGUGCCCUCGUCCUUUUCCUCUGCCGUCUCGCUCACUCAGGGUUCGCGUAAUUUCCCUGCCUUGUUUUUUCCAAGUAUCAGGAGGUGUCACGACUGACUUGUGACUGUUCUCAAAAUCAUAGGUUACGGCAGAUGGGGCGGAUCCAAGUUUGACGCCGCUCAUCUCGAGGAUGUCAUGAGCGCACUCGAUGUGAGUUUCUUGAGUCGCCUACGCCCAUCCCUGUCAAUCUCGCAGAGGCAGCACAAGGUUGCUGACGAUAGCACCACGCCAACCCCCAGGCCAACGGGCUUCUUCGCCAGUCACAUCUGUUGACCGGCUACGUACCCGGUGCCGAGGCGCUGCUCGUUGUCGCUCGCACCGUUGACCGAUUGCGCUCCAUCAACCCCAACCUCGUCUACGUCCUCGACCCCGUCAUGGGUGACGACGGUCGCAUCUACGUCUCGGAAGCCGUCAUUCCCAUCUACAAGUCGCUGAUGCCCAAAGCGACGUGCGCAACGCCCAACUACUUCGAGGCCGAGCUCCUCACCGAUGUCAAGAUUCUCGACGCCGCUUCGUUGCGUUUGGCACUGCGGACCUUCCACGAACGGUAUCGCAUCCCUAACAUCGUCAUCUCGGCCGUGUCGUUGCCUCGCGACGAGCUAGCCAAGCUCGGCGUGACCGUCGAAUCGGCAGCCCCCAACGAUCGGCUCUUGCUCUGCUGCGGUUCGACCAUGACACCAUCUUCGUCGGCUAACGACCCGAUCGAAUCCAUUUCGUUCGGCAUCGCCUUCCCCGAGUUGGCCGAACACUACGAAGGUGUCGGCGACGUCUUCUCUUCCCUCGUCUUGGGUCGCUUCCCCAAUGCCUCUCACCCCUCGCACGCCGUGUCUCCCCUCGCCUACACUGUCGAAUUGGCGAUCGCUUCCCUGCAAGGUGUCCUCGCUCGAACGCGUGCCAACGCACUGAGGUUGGCUAAGCAUUACCCCGAUGCCAUCAUCCCCCGCGAAGGGGAAAGUGCCGAAGAGCGUGUGCGAAGGCUGAGGAUGGUCGAGCUCAAGCUGGUUCAAUCCCAGAAGGAACUUCUGGACCCGCAAGUAAUCCACCGCGCCGUUCGACUGUAA
This is a messenger RNA of Microbotryum saponariae, 1585 nucleotides long. The record is from the annotation of a GenBank genome assembly. NCBI's taxonomy places the organism in Eukaryota, Fungi, Basidiomycota, Microbotryomycetes, Microbotryales, Microbotryaceae.